Thyridium curvatum is the source of this 1008-nucleotide messenger RNA. RefSeq lists its product as uncharacterized. Lineage: Eukaryota; Fungi; Ascomycota; Sordariomycetes; Thyridiales; Thyridiaceae. Bases 1 to 1008 code for a protein of 335 amino acids. The record is from RefSeq and is a predicted model, not a curated record. The transcript is spliced from 3 exons.
AUGCUCACGCUGGAUCAACCUACUCGAGCAGAAGCGCAAGGAACUUGUCAAUUAGGUAUCGGCUCUACAUCCUCUAAGACUUGCUUGCAGGAGGUGACCUUUUGUGAUGGCAUAAAGUGGCUCGUUCGAUUACCUCUAGCCGGACAUGUCUCUCCCGACUACGCCGACGAAAAGUUGCUGUGGAAGUCGAAACCGUGUCAUUCAUCCGCGAGAACACUACCAUUCCUGUUCCCCGAAAUCAAGUAUUGGGGGCUUGCUGCCGCCAACCCGCUAGGCUUGGGGCCUUAUAUUAUCUUGGAUUUCAUAGAAGGCGUACCCCUCGACAGCAUUCUGGGUGAUCCUCGUGCGACGCAUAAUUUCAGGCUCAUCAGAGACGACAUUGGCGAGAGCGUGAUAGAGUCAUUGUACAGGCAGCUCGCCAAGAUCCUCCUCCAACUUUUCCAAUUCGAUUUUGACCGUAUCGGCAGUCUGCUAGUGCCGAAGACCAGAUACCGUGCGCCAGUUCGCCCAUUGACCUUCAAGGUGCAUGAUAUGUUGCAGACUGGAGGAGUUGAUACGUUUGGGAAUCGAAACCUCGGGUUCUCAACAACGAGCGAGUACUUCCGAUACGUCCUCGAACAAUAUUGGGAACAAUUCUGGAGUCAACCGAAUUCGAUCGGAGGUGAAUUCAACGCUCGGACGAAAUACGAGUCGCUUAGCACCCUGCAGACUCUGCUGGAUAGCUUCAUUCAUCCAGAUUUCGAUCGCGGCCCAUUCAAGCCGAUUUGUGACGAUCUGAGCCUGGCAAGUGUGAUCGUAAGGGGCGAGGAUGAUCUCGCCAUCGUUGGACUUGUGGAUUUCGAGUGGUCAUAUGUCGGACCGGCUCAGUUAUUUGGUUCCGCGCCAUGGUGGCUUCUCGGAAUCCGACUGAAUAACGUGGACACCUUCUCUGAUGACGAUCAGCAUGAGAUCCUGACCAGAUUCACAAAACACUUGAGACUCUUCAGGCACGUCUUAUCAGAGGAAUAG